GAUCCUCCAAUCCUCAUGAUCUCAUGAAUAAAUUAUAGCAGCUCAUUGUGCAACAGAGGGAGGGUAGCUAACUAGCUUGGGCUGUGGAAACACUGCCGAGGGGCGCACAGAACUCGGAAUCCACACGCAGGAGUGUGCAGCCUGCCCUCACUUUCUGUAACGUCACUGAAGCGAGUCAGCUAGUUGUCGGGCAAAGCGAGCCUAAGAACUCCCAAGCACACGCACGGUGAACAAGGUUUGGCUCACGACCUUGUUGUUAGCUAGUUAGCAAGCUCCAAAAGCUGCUGUAUCGCAUUGUGUUAGUGACAUCAAAAGCGAAGUCUAAUUCACAACUACCAUAAUGGAGAAUACUACCUAGCUAGCGAAGGUAGAUUGUCAGCUAUUUUUUUUUUUACCUUGCUAGGCUGACAGAAGUACGAAAAAAAAAUAACUGGGUUGCUAACAAUCGACAGUCAGCCAGGUGGGUAGCAAGUUAGCUAGGUAGAUUUGUGACUUCAAUAAGCAGCUAUUUAAUAGCAUCGGCAAAGAAACUGGUCAUCAUCUUUCUAAGUAUUUGCCUCAGCCUGGUGUAUAUCUACCGUGGACCACAGACUACAACAGACGCACAUCAACCUCGGGCAGUUAGGAGUCGAAGGCUGCCUGUUGGGUUGAGGAGGUUCGGGGCUCCACGCUGACCCCAACGCCCCUCCGAUGAACCCCAUCAACUCCAUGAAACCUGCCCUGCCUCCAACACCACACAGUGACGGCUCCUACCCGUAUGACCCUGUCUCCUGGCAGCAAAGCACCAAUCAGCCUGCAGGUUCCCUCUCCGUGGUAACCACAGUGUGGGGGGUGACCAAUCCUUCACCCAGCCAGGUUUUGGGUGCUCCCAUGGGUCCAGGUGGCAAUUCUGCUGGAAGCCACAUGAUGCCUGGCAACAGCCCCGGCAUGAACUCGCCGCAGUUCAUGGGCCAGCAGGGCUACCCCGAGCCCAACAAGGGCUACAUGCAGCAGGGGCUGUACGGGCGUCCGGGCGGGGGCUACCCGGCGGGGCCUGGCUACGGGGGCAGCUACCCUAAUAAUGGAGGAGGGUCUCUGGGUGUGCCGCCCCACGGUGUUCGCCCCCCCACAGACUUCACCCAGGCGGCAGCUGCCGCGGCAGUGGCUGCAGCGGCCGCCACGGCAACUGCCACUGCUACGGCAACGGUUGCUGCAAUACAGGAGAAGCAAAACCAGGAGCUGAAUUAUGGGCAGAUGGGUGGCGCAUCCUCCUACAACAGUCAGUUCUUGCCACAGUCAGGACCCCGGGGUCCCCCUGGUAUGGCCCCCACAGGGAUGGUCGCCUCCCGCCCCCCUGCAAUGGGGCCUAUGUACAGCACCCAGGGCCAACGAAUGCCCCAACAUCCAGGCUAUGCUGGGGGGCAUCAGGGCCCCCCUCGACCCCAGCAGGGACUCAAGCGGUCCUACAACUCUGAGCCAUUCCCUGGACAGCAGUAUGGUCCAGGGAUGGGUAAUGCAGGGCCAUAUCCCGGACAACCGAUGCAGUAUCACGGCCCGGGGCCCCAGCGCUCCGCCCCCUCUCCCUCCUACCCUGGAAGGAUGCCCCAGGGCAACAUGGGCCAGUACCCUCCAGGACCAGGGAAUUCAGGGCAGUACUACAAGUCAGAGCAGUUCAACGGCCAGACCAACAACCUGACUGCACUAACGGCAGGGGGCACCAGUGGGGGUGGAGGAGGGUACAACACAUUCAGCCAGGCCGCUGUCAAUGGGCCGGGACGGGGUAUGCCAGGAUACCCUAGCUCACCCCUCCCAGGGAACCCCACACCCCCCAUGACUCCAGGCAGCACCAUGCCCCCAUAUAUGUCCCCUGGCCAUGAUGUCAAAUCGCCCUUCCUCCCUGACAUCAAGCCCAACAUCAACUCCCUGCAGCCGCCCCCUACAGGUAACCCCAGCGACGACCUGCGCUUGACCUUCCCUGUCCGGGACGGGGUGGUGCUGGAGCCCUUCCGCCUGGAGCACAACCUGGCCGUCAGCAACCACGUCUUCCAGCUGCGAGACUCGGUGUACAAGACUCUCAUGAUGAGGCCGGACCUGGAGCUGCAGUUCAAGUGCUACCACCACGAGGACCGGCAAAUGAACACCAACUGGCCGGCCUCGGUGCAGGUGAGCGUGAACGCCACGCCCCUCACCAUCGAGCGCGGGGACAACAAGACGUCCCACAAGCCCCUCUACCUGAAGCAGGUGUGCCAGCCGGGGCGGAACACCAUCCAGAUCACCGUCACCGCCUGCUGCUGCUCUCACCUGUUCGUGCUGCAGCUGGUGCACAGGCCGUCCGUGCGCUCCGUGCUGCAGGGCCUGAUGAAGAAGAGGCUGCUGCCGGCCGAGCACUGUGUCACCAAGAUAAAGAGGAACUUCAGCAGUGGCACCAUACCUGGCACCCCAGGGCUCAACGGGGAGGACGGAGUUGAGCAGACUGCCAUUAGGGUGUCCCUCAAGUGUCCCAUCACCUUCAGGCGCAUCCAGCUGCCAGCGCGGGGCCAUGACUGUCGGCACAUACAGUGCUUUGAUCUGGAGUCCUACCUGCAGCUGAACUGUGAGAGAGGGACCUGGCGCUGUCCUGUGUGCAAUAAGACGGCUCUUCUGGAGGGCCUGGAAGUUGACCAGUAUAUGCUAGGAAUUCUCAUCUACAUCCAGAACUCAGAGUAUGAGGAAAUCACAAUCGAUCCAGUGUGCAGCUGGAAGCCGGUUCCCAUAAAACCUGACCUACACAUCAAGGAGGAGCCAGACGGGCCUGCUCUGAAGCGCUGCCGCACCCUGAGCCCUAGUCACAUGAUCCUGCCCAGUGUCAUGGAAAUGAUUGCUGCACUUGGCCCAGCCUCCUCACCCUACCCCUCUUUGCCACCAGGUGGCAGCAGCAGUACACCAGACUACCCCAGCCAAGGGUCAGGGUACUCAAGUCAACCAGGCUUCUCAGAUUUUCCCAACACUCCUGGGACCCCAACCCUUGGGGAGUUUAGCUCUGGACCCCCUCCUCUCUCCUACCAGGCUGACCUGCCCAGCGGCCUCCUCACUCCUGACAAACCAGUGGGACACCCUAUGCCUACACAGAUGUCCCAUUCAGGCCGUGUGGACCCUUCCCAUAAUCCCCUUCAGCAACAACAGCAACAGCAGCAGCAGCAACAUCAGGGUCUUCAAGGGAAUUCACAUCUUGGAGGUCCAGGAGCACCUCUUCUUCCACGAAACUCUUCCCAGAAUACCAGACUACACAUAGAAGGUUCCUUUGGGUUAGGAGGCCCAGGGGAGGUGCCUGAACCUUCUCUGGAUUUGCUUCCAGAGCUAACGAACCCAGACGAGCUGCUGUCAUACCUCGGGCCCCCCGACCUCCCCAACAACAGCAACGAUGACCUACUCUCUCUCUUCGAGAACAACUGAGCCCCACUGCCCCUGUCAUUCUUUCACCACUCAAUCUUCCAUGAUCCUCUGCAACACAGUGUCUUCAUUUACAAAAAACUCUGUGUCCCAGCAUCUGUGGCCUGGGGUAAAUCAUUUAAACCAUUUUUCUUGCACCCCUUGAAUCUACAAAUAGUAAUCAGCAGUGAGGGGUACUGGACAAAAAAACUUUUUGAAAGAAGAAAAAUAUUAGUUUGUUUGACUGCCUAUGAAAUGUUAACAAAUUUUAUUUUUGAAGUGAUUGCCUCAUUCCUCCCUCCUUCUUGCCUCUGUCUCUUCACUGAUCCAGUGGAAAUCCAAUUCACCUUAUUGCAGUUAGUCUAAAUGAAUGCAAUAAUUGGAUCUUAUUUAACUAGACAGUGGCAAUUAUUGAUUUCACAAAGUGACAAUAUAUGUCUUUUAAAUUUAAUCACUGGCAAAUAGACAUAGAAUUGUAUCCCAAUGUCAAUCCAAACCAAAAAAUGAAGUUAAUUAUUUUUUCCAUCUAACAAAAUACCUGUUAGGUUUAUGUCUUUUACCAUAACAUCUUGUAUGGCUACAGUUUGCCUGCCAGAUUGGUUAGGUUUAUGCUUGUAAAGUGCCCAUUCCUAAAAGUCAUUGAAGACUGGAAUUCAUGGCUCAAAGCAUUGGAAGUAAUGCAUCAAAAAAGUAUUUUCCCUUGCAGUUCUGUUGAAUGCAGCCCAAUGUUUCUCGGCAUUUGACUGUUGUUGUAGUAAACACAGAAAAGUUAACAUUUAUUCCUGAAAAAAGUAAUUGAAACUUCAUAGAAAAUGUGUGUCUAACUGGAGUUGUAAUUCUUAUUUUAACAUGAGGUGAAAUUUCCUCACUGAUGAUGUCUCAACAAGAAAAAGAGAAAGAGCGGGAAUGUUGGGGGAAUGGGGAAGUCUUAAUUCUGUCAUCCUUACAUGGACACACACUGUCCCUCUCUUACACCAUCGAGCGUUUACUCCAGCCGUGCCACAGUGCUCCUGUGUUUUCCGUUUAGAUUACAUUGUAUAUUCAGUUAGUGCAGAUUCCUUUGGUUUGUCCCACAUGUUCCCUUGGCUGCCACUAAAGCCUUGGCCACAAUUCAAGCCUGUACCUGGUCAUAAUUCAUGUGGAAAAACCCUGGUUAUAAACCACAAGGUGCUAGAAGGUUUCUGUACAGGAUGUCACCAUUUUGAAUACAGAUGUUUCAGUCCAAUGCAAUAACACCUAAACCAAAUGGUUCCUAAUUCCCAUAGCCCAGGGAUACAGAGGAAGACCCUGAGCAGUUUGGGAUGAGGCAUAUGAUGGAACUAUUUCUCCCAAUUUAACUUCGUCCUGCAAAGCCACGGUUUAGAAGUGAUGUUUGUUUUUGUUCGAGGACUGCGUGGCAACAUAAGUUUGGACCUGCACUGUUAUAGGGUAAUUCCCUUUUACACUGUAGGAAUUCCUUAAUGUCUUGUACUUUUUCCUCUUCUUUUUUUAAAAAAAAAACCAGAACAGUUCAAACCAAUGAAAGGUGCCAUGUUUCUGAAUGGUAAAAUACAGUCUCUUGUUUGUUCUUGUCCCUUGAGAAUUCAGGUCCAGCAGUUUAGACUGUGACAUCCUUUGUGAUGAGUCAAAGGAACAGGAAGCUUUGUGUGAAGAAGAAAAAAAACUUAGGAUAAAAAGCAUUUUGGGCCUUGGUUGAUGUCACAUACUGUAAGGACACAAACAUUGGGGUGAACCCCUGCACUGUGCUUUGCAUGUGAUCCAGUGAGGAAAUAUUUAACAGUUGGUAAUUCCCUGUUUUACAUCAGUGCUCCUUCUGGUGGGUAUACCUUCUGUCUUGGAAGCUGAGGAGGUAUUUGACUCAGGCUGUGGGUUGAUGUGUAACACAUACACAUUCAGCCACACCCAGUCUGUCUCUGGCACGGGCACAUUCUGUCUCCACUCCUGUCCUCAGUAAAGUCUGAAAAGCCAGUUUGUGUUUGUUCGUUCUCUUUUUGUUUAAAAAAAAAAAAAAAACUUCCUGGCUUUGGCAUCACUCCGGGUGUACGAUCUGGGCAGUUCUGAGAUGUUUGCAUCAGAGUGCCAGAUUUGCUGUAUUGUGUAAUUACCGCUGCCAGUUUAAUUAGAUUGGUUUUUUUUUUUUCAUCCCUGAAACACUGAGCUGCUAAUUUGAACUGAGAUCAGAGAGCAUAAUCUCAAACUGAUUGGACAGUGAAGAGCUCUAUGUUCAUGUCUACCUGCUAGGUCCACAUUUAUGAUUCUUCAGUUCUUCUCACCUCCCAGUACACUUCCCUUUGGCCUUGGCUUUGGAAGCAGAGCUAACUCUGGAUUUAUUUAACCUGAUAUUUUAUCAGAAUUAUUUUCUCUUGAGCAAUUUUAGUUGUUCUGUCCCCCCGUUUUUAAAAAUGUAUUCUAUGACUGGAAAUGGCAACAGUGCUUUAAAAAAAAACUUGAUAAUGAAUUGGAUGUAUUGAUGGUGGAUUGAUGGUCUGUAUUGGAUAGGAUCUUGGGAGAACAGAGGUAUGUCAAUGAAAAUGGAUCCUGAUAAUAUUAGUUAUUGUCAUUUUAAAGCACAAUAAUUGUUCAUCCCAGUGUGUUCGAAUGAAUAUAUUUACACACAUAUUAUCCCUCCCCUGCUCUUUGUCUCUUUCUUCUCAAAGAGAAUCAGAGUUUAAAGGAGUGGAGACAGUCCACCAUUCUGUUCAUUGUUGGCCAAGUCUGAGUCUGAUAAUUAUUUAUGACAUUUGUAUGGGAACUGUGUCAGCCAUGUGCAGUUUGUAUGAUAAGGACCCAGGAGUUAAUAGAUGUGCUAUGGAUUUUACUUC
This is a messenger RNA of Megalops cyprinoides (Indo-Pacific tarpon), 6209 nucleotides long. Its product is annotated as zinc finger MIZ domain-containing protein 2-like. The record is from RefSeq and is a predicted model, not a curated record. The transcript has 19 exons. Gene Ontology annotation, molecular function: zinc ion binding; SUMO ligase activity. Gene Ontology annotation, biological process: regulation of transcription by RNA polymerase II; protein sumoylation. Lineage: Eukaryota; Metazoa; Chordata; Actinopteri; Elopiformes; Megalopidae. Bases 691 to 3411 code for a protein of 906 amino acids.